Microsporum canis CBS 113480 is the source of this 507-nucleotide messenger RNA. RefSeq lists its product as uncharacterized. The record is from RefSeq and is a predicted model, not a curated record. The transcript has a single exon. Lineage: Eukaryota; Fungi; Ascomycota; Eurotiomycetes; Onygenales; Arthrodermataceae. Bases 1 to 507 code for a protein of 168 amino acids.
AUGCCGUCCUCCAUACGUAUAGCCCUCGAACGACGAAAUGUGGCUACAGAGCACCGCCCAGAGCUGCAAGCGAAAUUUAUGGGGCUAUUCGACCUGCUCGUAAAGCAGAAGCCCACUCGAUCUUGGAUUUGCAGAAAGAUGGUUUAUCCAGGGGAUCGACAGGCCCUCGGGGCACGCCUUGAGGCUUCCGCCCUUUCUCCCAUCAAGAUAUGCCUGUACCCACACGAGGCAUUUUUAGCCCUCAUGGCCGAUGGCGCGAGGAUCAUUCCUUGGGCGCUUCAGAAAGAAAAGCAAUACGGGCUUGCUCGUGUCUGGCAGCCAGCCAACAUUGUAGAUGAGCUGCCCCCCUGCAGGCGCACAGCAACACCACCAGCAGGCCGUGGACCGACUGAUCCUGACGCCUUACCGUUUACCCCUGCUCUCCAUCUUCGGGGCAGUCCCGGGGCCCCUUUUUCCCCCCCCGGUUACUUCUGGCAUCGCUGGCCGUCACUGGUUCGCCUCGUAUGA